UCGCAAAUCAGCUGAUCUCGCUGGUAAGUCACGAAGAGACAAAAUCACUUCACCCUAGAAUCUAGUUUGGGUAUAUGGUAUAAAAAUGUUGAUGAAUUUUACGUUCCAACCCGAAAGAAAUUAUAGCAGCCUGAAAAUAGAAAGAUGAUAAUUUUUUGAGCUUCAUUAGUUUACAACUUUUGAUAUGGCGUCCCAGAACUCUGACAGCAACGACAAUUUAGACUAUCCCGAGGUGGCGAUAGAUCCUGUAUAUGCCACAGUCACCAGCAAUGUGUCAGGGUUCAGCACAGACUCCCUGGACCCCAGUUGGAUGGAAGACCUGGGAUUCAGUGGAGGGGUCAUCCAGUUUGUGUAUGACGAAGCCAGUGGUCAAAAGGCCAAUGCUGGUCUGUAUGUAAGCGUCCCAGAAGCUGCUGAUGCUGACGAUGUAGCUACUUACAUGGCCAAAGUUUGGAAGAAGAGAACACCAAACAUAAUUCUGUCACUCAUUACCAGCAACAGGCAUUACAAACAUUGGAAGGACCAGGAUCUGGUUCACGACUUCCAGACGGGCAUUAUCACGGCAGCCAAUACUACCGAGAUGUGGAUACUCACAAAUGGGUUUGAUGGAGGAAUAACCAAAAUUUUAGGAGAUGCCUUCAAGGACGAGAAACAGCGACGUAAAAUUCCCAGUCUGACCAAAAUGUCGAUGAAGUUUGUGAAUAAACAAAAGCAGGAGAAUCUCCCCAAGCUGACAGUGAUUGGCGUGGUUCCGAAGUCUCUACUGUCGUACAACUCCAAGAUCGAUUCUGCAGUAGGGCCAGUGAAUAUACAGAAUAAGGGCCAGAAACCCCUCUCGGACAAACAGGAGCUCAACUCUGACCACACUCACUACAUCAUGAUGGAGGGCGUUACUGAUCUACGGGAGCUCGAGAAUUUCCGGAUCAAGCUGGAGGAGAGGUUCCUCACCCCAGUUGGCCGACCGAAGCGAUACAGAAAAAUCACCAAUCUCAGCGACUCUGUUCUCAACGUGGGCGAGUCUGUACCAGAUGACCUCCAGAUAAUUAGCAGUACCUGUACCCCGAUGGUGGGCCUACUGGUCCAGGGCGGACCCCUGGAGAUGGACCAUGUGGCAGAACUCCUGAAGAGAAAUGUUCCGGUUGUUGUGAUGAAGGGGACUGGACUUGCAGCGGACCUUAUUUCUUUUGCUUACCUUGAACUUCAGGAAAGACCUCAUGCUGAACAUAUCGAGUCUUACGUCAAACCAGAACUGAUAAAAAAGCUGAUGAAGUACUUUCCGGCGGAAUUCCUAGAAGAUGAAAUUGCUCGGAAUCGCUGUCGGGAUAAAAUACUGGAGUGUGCUCAGAAUGCUCAUCAGGGAGAACAAAAGUUCCUGACCAUCCUGCCGACAGACGGAGUUUCUUCAGAUCUCAAGAAUCUUGACAAGUACCUGUUGCUGGCUUUGUUUAAGUCCCAGGCACUGAAGCGUGGCAGAAAGUUUCAAGAGCAGUUCCAAUGUGACCUCAAGUUGACCUUGGACUGGAACAGAUGUGACCUUGCCGUGUCCCAAAUCUUUCAAAAAUAUGACUGGGCAAGAAUCAAGAUAACCCAUGAGCUGUUUGAUCGUGCCUUGUUGAAGAAGGGUCGUGAAGAGUUUGUCGACCUGUUUCUCCAAAGGGACGCCAUCCAAGUACACAAGUAUCUCAACCAUCGCAAACUGUUGUACUUAUUUAACAACCUGGAGAAUGAGGAGUUCUUCCUGAAAGUCUGUUUGGACGGAGCACUAGCUAAAGCCUCGUUCUCGGCCUAUCCUGUGGACAAGGAUUUUGUUAUUGGUGAUGAUUGUGAUUUUAACCGACUACUGUACCGGGUGACCUACCUACAACAUCUCGUGUCGUCGUAUGAACUGUCAAUGAAUGCUGUGGGGUCCUACGUCACAGACCAGGAAGUGGCAGAGAGGAGGGCAAUCAACACUUUGGUGUUCUGGGCCGCCAUAACUUUCAACGCCGAGCUGACGAAAGUCCUGUGGAAGAGGACAGAAGAUCCUAUGGUUAUGGCUCUGAUUGUCAGCAUGAUCUGGAACAAUCUCUCAAAGAAUUGGUGCCGUGACCUGGAUACCAAACGCAAAGUUCGGGAAUCUGCAAUUGACUUUGGUAAGAUGGCAGUCAAACUUCUGGACCUUGCAUACAAAGACUCUAGUGUGAUUGCAAUUAACGCUCUUGGGAAAAAGCUCCCUGAUUUCAACGACAAGACGGUGAUAGAAAUCGCCCACAUCGCCAGGAACAAAUUCUUCAUUGCGCACACUAUCUGUCAGAAAUGGUUGGACAAACGCUGGAAUGGCAAACUUCAGAUCAGAGAGCUGGAACUGGGACCGUUCAAGGUCGCAGACUGGUUGAUGUUGUACCUCAGCGUGUUUCUGGUGUUCCCGAUGUUUCUGUGGAUAACGUACGAUGUCAAGAGCGAUGCCAAGGAUGAAUCAAAUUUAGAUGACUCAGAUGACGAGAUGCCUUCAGACGAGGCUGCCAUGUUACAGCCUUCCUCUCUACAGGGCGAGAAAUGGCAAAAGCGCCACAGUGUGAAAUACCAGAUGAGAAACAUGUUAUCGUACGGCCGACAAAACCUCAAAGUACCAGUUCAAAUGCAGUUUUAUUACCUGUACAGCGCGCCCAUAACCAAGUUCUGGAUCAGUCAGCUGUUCUAUAUACUGUACUUGACCAUCUUUAGUUUGGCUGUUCUGUUUCCCUCCUGCGGAAACUUACACAUGGAUUUUGUGGUAUUUGGAUGGACAUUGUUGAUAUGGGUCGAACUGGUCCGUGGUGUUAUAGCCAAGAAAAAGAAAUACCAGGAGAUCAAUUUGUUUUGGGCGAAGAUGGAGAUUGUAGUUAUUGGUUUAUUUCUCCUUGCGUUCUGUCUUGUGAGAAUUGUUCCCCACUUUGUCAGCUACAUCGACUACAUGACCACUAAGUUCGUUAUGAGUAUGGGCCUGCUUUACUUCUACUACAGAACCUUACAAGUUUUUCUUCCCAUCAGUCCGGUCCUCGGUCCGAUGCUCAUCAAUAUCCGCAGAAUGAUAAAAAAGGACUUUCUGACCUGGAUGAGGAUGUUUCUGAUCAUCAUGGUGUCAGGCGGUGUGACGAUUCACGCUGUUCUCUACCCCAACUACCCGUUCACACUACAAGGAAUCAAAAUGGCACUCACACGAGCCUUUUUCGCGAUGUUCAUCACCCAAAUUGGUGACCUUGAAGGAAAUGAGUCCUGCUCUGACCUGUACAAAAACACCUCAUUGAGUCAUUGUAGAGCCACUUCUCCAGAUAUUUUCGGUAAAAAUGCAAGUAGUAUGACCACUGACGAUGUCACGUCCUUCGACACCUGUCCGUAUAGCAGCAUGGGUGGCUACCUGGUGGUGAUGCAGUACUUUGUCAUCACCAAACUGGUCAUGAUCACUCUUCUGUAUGCCUUAUUCAGUGCCACCACAGCCAAAGUAAGGGGAGAGUCGGAGGAGAUUUGGAAGUUCCAGAAAUACAGCCUUAUCGUAGACUUUGAAGAGCGGCUUCGUCUUCCUCCUCCCUUCAGUUUUAUCAGCUAUCUUUGUAUGAUGUCUGCUAGCUUGUACCGAUGCUUUCAUACGUGCUGCACACACUGUUGUCGCAGGCCACGUGGCUGUUGUCGAUGCACUUGUAGAAAGAAGAAAAUGCGGACAGAAAAGGACAGUUCCAAGCUGAGGGUGCUGAAGGUAAGAAGGACGGAGGAUUAUAACUACUGGAGAAACAGUAUAAAAGAUCUAAUGGAGAUGGAGGAACAGGAAAAAGCUGAUAAAGAACGUCCGAAAACACAGAGCAAAAGCAUUGGUGUGUUGAUGUCACAGAUGGAAAAACAAAAACAUUUCAACGGGAAGUUGACAGAACAGAUGGCCCGUCUGGAGCGAAAUAUCACAACAUGUAACCUAGCUCUGGAGCAAAUCAAACACCUCCUGGACAAACAACAAGGACAGAAAAAUUUGACUGUCGCCAUGAAGAGGGCUGUAGUUCAUGUAUCCAGUCGCCAGUCUCCGUACCCAGGCACGAAAAUACAACGUUUUCCUGUCUUUGACAAGCAUGUUGCCUGGGAGGUUCCGUACCUGGGAUACGACCCGGUUGUGUAUACUUGUCCAGUAGAAGAGUUUGUAGAUGCCAUUCAGUCCCUGGUGGAUCCAGACUUCUUAAAGAUCAGCCGGAGUGCCGAGGACAAGCUAUUGAGCCGUGAAGACAUUCGUACUUACCAACAGCCCAGUGCAUUGUACAACCCGAUGUGGAACGUGGCCGCUACACUGAAGAUUAACAACGCCGUAGUGGAAAUAAACAGGGCGUCCUGGAUCACACAAAACAGCACGGCGUGUCGUUACAGUAUCGACAAGACCAACCUACCUCUAAACCCCAUGGGUAGGACUGGAAUCAGAGGUAGAGGCAAGCUGUGGCGCUGGGGACCUAACCAUAGUGUGCUCGUAGUACUCUCGCGUUGGAAGGAAAAAUAUAAACAGGGAGGAGACGAGUCCUCUGAACGUGACUACAUCGUCAUAGAGGGAAAACGGGUCCUCGAGAUGAUUGUCAUACAAAGGCUUGACACCGGGGAGUUCACACUUCCAGGGGGUAACGACUACGGCAAUAUGUCCAUGUACAGUGCACUGUGUAAACGUUUUCAACAAUUCGUCCUCGACCAGGAAACGACAGCGAAGGAAAACAUGAGCGAGCAAGACAUGAUAAGUUUUUUCUCCAAGUACUCUGUACCAGGGCCCAGCCCCAACACGGGGCUGACCUCUGGGGUGAUCUAUAAGGGAUACAUCGACGACCCCUCUAACACCGACAACGCCUGGCGCGAGGCCGAGGUCUGGAACCUUCACUACAGGGGAGGGAGUAUACUGGAUGAUAUUGUAAAAGAGAAAGAGAAGAAGUGGAAGGAAGCGUCGUCCUACACAAAGUUAUAUGGAAACCAGGAUAUGAUAGUCAAGGAGGCAGCUCUCCUACACGGAGCUUAUUACUGAAUCAAAGGAAAAUGAUUUCUGCCCUCUUUUGUACCCACCUUUACUUUGUCUGCGGACUAAGUUAUAGUCAAAAGACAUUCCUGCAGAUUAAGCAAUGUAGUCAGUCUCUAGUCAUUGUCUGUGCACUGUUGCUUAUUGUUGCUUCUAGUCUUUGGAUAAAUGUAUGAUGAUUCUGUACAGGUACAAACUUAAGGCUGUAUGCUACAUUUCUGUGAGACUUAAGGAUGUAUGCUACCUUAUUUUGACAUGGAGACUUAAUGAUGUAUAUACUACCUUACAUGGAGACUUAGGGAUAUAAACUAUACCUUCUGUGACAUGAGGACUUAAGGAGAUAUGCUACCUUUAUGUGACAUAGGGACUUAAGGAGAUAUGCUACCUUUAUGUGACAUUGAGACUAAGACUGUAUAUUACCUUACUGUGACAUCAGUGAUCUUACUUAACAAAUGAAACAAAGCAUAUAUCUUAACCAGAUAUUAUUUUAACAUGAAUCACUAGUGUGAUGUGAAUUCAGUAUAAUUUGAAAGGGAGAUAACUAGCAAACAGUUUUAAGAAUUAUGUGUGAGGAAACUCAAUAUAUGGAAAUAACUCUACAACUAAUCCUUAAUGGGUAUAUUUAAUACAAAAUUAUAAGCAUCACAUUUUAUAAACAAUUUUCAACAAGGGAAAUAACUCUACUAAUAAUAAUUAAGGGAGAUAACUUUAACACAAAUCACUAGUAUAAAAUAUAUAUUAUAGUAGAACAUAACUAUUUUACUAACAAUAAAGGGAGAUAACUCUAUUACUUAUUGCCAGCAUCUGUGUUAUUUAAGUAAAAUGUUAAACAUAUUUUCAUAAAACACUGAAUUAUACCAUCAUAUAGAGCAAACACAUCAAAAUAGCAAAUACUUCAGUUCUGUGAUCUUUGUUUUGCUAAUACUGCUAAAGUCACUACAGUUAACUGUGAAAUUGGUCAUUUUCAUGGGUGUUUGUUUUUCAGGUUUUGGAUUUUGAUUUUUUUUUUUUUUUUUACGAUGAUUUUGGGAUACUUUUGAUAUGAUAUUUAGUAAAAUAUUAUUUAUUUGACAUGAACAUAUUUAAUUUAAAUUACUCAUUCAUCUAUGAAAGUGAUUUCAGGGAAUUUUGUGGAUGCUAUCAAUCCACAAAUUCCUAUUUAUUGGGCGACCAGGAAAUUUGAUACCCACAAAAAGAGUUGAUUUUGCAGUACAUUUCAUAGUUCCCCGAGAGUGCUGAUACUGAAAUUUUGUGUUACACAUAUCAUUUGACUUGAAGAUGGAUUUAUAUAUUUGAGCUACUUUUAAUUAAAAUUGAAUCAGAGUAGAAUUUUAUAAGAUUGGUAUUUUAAAGAAACUUAUGGCUUUUUAUUUUCAAGAUAUAUAUUUUUAGCCUAUGGUUAUUUCUACUUUGCGCCAGAAUCCCCUGUCACUUGUAUCUACGUAAGUCAGUAUUCAUGUUUUAUAUAAAAGCAUCUUCAGAAUCCAAGGGUUCUGAUAUAUUUUUAGCCUAUUGUUAUUUCCACUUUGAGCCUGAAUCCCCUGUCAAUUGUAUCUGUGUAAAUCGGUAUGCAUGUUAUAUAAUAGCGUCAUCAAAAUCCAAGGGUUCUGCUUUGGAUUUACCUUGUAUGCAUCUUAUCUGCAUCCUUGGAAUAUGACAUGGCAAAAAUAACCUCCUCUGUAAAGUUUCACAAGUCUUGAAAAAUUUGCAGAAAAGUUUUCACCUUUCCCUGAUCAGUUCAAAGGUAUGAUGUCCCUGUAUUAAGGAGAACUUUGAUCAACCUUGGUUUGUGUGUAGCUAGUUCGAAACCCACGUGGGGCAGUUGCCUGGUACUGACCGUAGGGUCGGUGGCUUUUCUCCGGAUACUCCGGCUUUCCUCCACCUCCAAAACCUGGCAUGUCCUUAAAUGACCCUGGCCGUUAGUAGGACGUUAAAAAAAACAAAAUCAAACCAAAUUAUGUGUAAAACUUUUGUAAUUCUCAAAGAACUUAUAAAAUAUAUGUUAGCCAAGUGAUUGGUCAGUUAUAUCUAUUUAUUCAACCAAUGAAAUGGCUAGAACAAGUUACACUGAUUUCAUUUCAAAUACAAGUUAAUAUAAUUAUGUAAAUUUUAGUGAUUGAAUUACCAAUAGGAUAGAGCAACAGGCUUUGCCAAAAUAAGGUCUCCUGAAUUUUGCCAUGAUGUAUUUUAAGUGUGCAGAAAAGGCAUAGUGUUUGAGACUUGGAUUUGACAUGUUGCCUGUACCAGUAUGUAUGAUGUUGAUUGAAUAUUUGUCGUAUUUAGUGACAAAACACAGCCUUACUGUCACAGUAUUACCUCUUUAUAGAUUUAUUUUUCAAUGAAUUUCAGAUUAUUUUUCAAUGAAUUUCAGGUUAUUUUUAAAUGAAUUUCAGAUUUAUUUUUUCAACUAUUUUUGUCUGGUUACGUAACCUCACAAAAUUGUUAAAUUAAUGUCUUUUUAAUUUAUGUUAAGAAAAGAUUGUUUUGUAUAAUUUUUGCAAUGUUCUGAAGUAUUUUUUACAUCAUGACCAGUAUGAAUUUAAAAUGUCCGGUUUUUUACCACUUUUGAGCACCUUUUUUUACUCCGAUAAUUAGAUAUCUAGUCAAUAUUCCUAUGUUGAUGCCAUUCACCUUUGAUUUUUAACUUACAGUAAAGAUAUUAUAAUACGUAGUUUACUUAGUAUAUCAUAUGAGACCAAAGAAGUACACCGCAACCAUUUUCCUGGGAACGAGGAUAAGCACACGCCAGUUUUAAUGACCGCGUUCUCAUGACCUGACAAAAUCUUGACACAGAGCAAUCCCCAUGCUGAAAACAAUUUCUGAUGAAACUUUAAUUCACAUUGCAAAUAUGGCCACAAAAUGUCUGUACGGUCUCGAAAUAUUAUCAAUGUUUCGAUAUAUGUUU
Messenger RNA from Pecten maximus, 7892 nucleotides. Its product is annotated as transient receptor potential cation channel subfamily M member 1-like. The coding region runs from base 185 to 4996 and encodes 1603 amino acids. Lineage: Eukaryota; Metazoa; Mollusca; Bivalvia; Pectinida; Pectinidae. The record is from RefSeq and is a predicted model, not a curated record. The transcript has 32 exons. Gene Ontology annotation, biological process: monoatomic cation transmembrane transport. Gene Ontology annotation, molecular function: monoatomic cation channel activity.